Molecule: messenger RNA, 405 nt
Organism: Dioscorea cayenensis subsp. rotundata (Guinea yam)
Lineage: Eukaryota; Viridiplantae; Streptophyta; Magnoliopsida; Dioscoreales; Dioscoreaceae
Exons: 2
Coding region: 1-405 (134 amino acids)
Source: RefSeq, a predicted model, not a curated record
AUGGAGAAUUUCCUGCAUUCGAAGGAAUAUUGGAAUUUGGUAAAGAGUGAAGUUUCGGUUGCAAAUAUUGGAAUGGCAAUUACUAAGGCAUUGAGGAAGGAGUUCGAGACACUCUACAUGAUGAUGGGAGAGAUGAUGAACGAGUAUUUCUCAAGUACACUUAUGAUUGCGAACAAGAUGAAGGUUAAUGGAGAAGAGAAAAGUGAUAUUGCAGUAAUGGAAAAGAUCCUGCAAUCUAUGACUCCAAAAUUUAAUUACGUGGUCUGUUCAACUGAGGAGGUGCAAGACACUAGUAGCAUGCCUAUAGAUAAAUUACAAAGUAGUUUGCUCAUGCAUGAGCAAAGGAUGAGCAGUUUUGAUGAGGAACAUGCCUUGAAGGUGACAUACGAGGGAUCUGUGAAGUAA